Molecule: messenger RNA, 2185 nt
Organism: Macrobrachium nipponense
Lineage: Eukaryota; Metazoa; Arthropoda; Malacostraca; Decapoda; Palaemonidae
Product: heat shock 70 kDa protein cognate 4-like
Exons: 3
Coding region: 158-2068 (636 amino acids)
Cellular component (GO): cytoplasm; plasma membrane; nucleus
Molecular function (GO): ATP binding; ATP-dependent protein folding chaperone
Source: RefSeq, a predicted model, not a curated record
UUGCUUCUUCAGUAACUCUCAAACGCUUGGAGCUUGCAAAAGCAGACAGCAGCGAACGAGGAAGUUUGUAUAACUAUUUCCGUGGUGGAAAAUAGUAUAAUUCUGAAUAACAGUUUCCUGAUUUCGACGAUUUUAAGAGUAUAGACAUUAGAGCAGAAUGGAAACUCCAGCCAUUGGUAUUGACUUGGGAACCACCUACUCCUGUGUGGGUGUUUUCCAGCUCGGAAAGGUGGAGAUCAUCGCCAACGACCAAGGUAACAGGACGACCCCUUCCUAUGUGGCCUUCACAGACACUGAGAGACUCAUUGGAGAUGCUGCAAAGAAUCAGGUGGCCAUGAACCCUAACAAUACAGUAUUCGAUGCAAAGCGCCUCAUUGGAAGGAAAUUCGAUGACCCAACAGUUCAGAGUGACAUGAAACAUUGGCCUUUCACUGUUGUCAGUGAGGGAGGAAAACCAAAGCUUAAGGUGGAAUUCAAAGGAGAGACAAAGACUUUCAACCCAGAAGAAAUCUCUUCUAUGGUACUGACCAAGAUGAAGGAAACUGCAGAAGCCUAUUUGGGAAAGGCAGUUAAAGAUGCUGUCAUCACAGUUCCUGCAUACUUCAAUGAUUCUCAGAGACAGGCAACUAAAGAUGCUGGAGCUAUUGCUGGACUCAAUGUUCUUAGGAUUAUCAAUGAACCAACAGCUGCUGCCAUUGCUUAUGGACUUGAUAAGAAAGUGGGCUUGAGAGGAGAAAAGAAUGUUCUUAUUUUUGAUCUCGGUGGUGGUACUUUUGAUGUUUCUAUCUUGAGCAUCGACGAAGGCGUCUUUGAAGUAAAAGCUACAGCUGGAGAUACACACCUUGGUGGAGAAGACUUUGAUAAUAGAAUGGUAAACCAUUUUGUUCAAGAGUUCCAGCGUAAGUACAAGAAGGAUCUUACAACCAACAAACGAGCAAUAAGGCGUCUUAGGACAGCAUGUGAGAGGGCUAAGAGAACUCUAUCUUCUUCUACACAGGCUAGUAUUGAAAUUGACUCUCUGUUUGAAGGCAUUGACUUCUAUACCUCUAUUACAAGAGCUCGAUUUGAUGAGCUUUGUUCUGAUCUCUUCAGAGGUACACUAGAGCCUGUAGAAAAAGCUCUGAGGGAUGCAAAGCUAGACAAGGGAAGUAUUGCGGAAAUCGUCCUCGUUGGAGGAUCUACUCGUAUUCCUAAGAUUCAAAAGCUACUUCAGGACUUCUUCAAUGGAAAGGAACUGAAUAAAUCCAUCAACCCAGAUGAAGCUGUAGCUUAUGGUGCUGCUGUACAGGGAGCAAUCUUAAGAGGCGACCAAUCUGAAGGAGUUAAAGAUGUCUUACUUCUAGAUGUAGCCCCUCUUUCUCUAGGUAUUGAAACUGCUGGAGGUGUUAUGACUGCUCUCAUCAAGAGGAACACCACAAUUCCUACAAAACAGCAGCAGAUCUUCACAACUUAUGCAGAUAAUCAGCCAGGUGUUCUAAUCCAGGUAUAUGAAGGUGAACGUCCAAUGACUAAAGAUAAUAAUCUCUUGGGUAAAUUUGAACUAAGUGGAAUACCACCUGCUCCUAGAGGAGUACCUCAGAUUGAAGUCACUUUUGACAUCGACGCUAAUGGAAUUCUCAAUGUUUCUGCAGUUGAUAAGUCUACUGGCAAGGAGAAUAAGAUCACCAUUACUAACGAUAAAGGACGUCUCAGUAAGGAAGAAAUCGAGAAGAUGGUUAAUGAUGCUGAAAGGUACAAGGAAGAGGAUGAUAAGCAGAGAGAAAGAGUGGAAGCUAAGAAUCAUCUUGAGUCAAUGUGUUACAGUGUUAAGUCUGCAGUUUCUGAGCCUUCAGUGGCAGACAAGCUGUCUGCUGAUGAGAAACGAUGUGUAGAGCAGAAAGCAGAAGAAACCCUUCGGUGGCUGGAAGCAAAUCAACUUGCAGAGAAGGAGGAGUUCGAAUAUCAAAAGAAUGAGUUAGAAAAAGUGUGGAGGCCUAUAGCCUGCAAAGUCCAUGGUCAGGGAGGCCACGGGAGCAAUGCAGGUUAUCCGGGUAGAACUGGUGGUCCCACUGUCGAAGAGGUUGACUAAUAAAGAUAGUUUUCAUGUUUUCUACUUAUGUUCCAAAAGAUUUUCAAUGACUAUUAUAAUGUUAAAUAAUUUUUCAUACCGAAUUUUACAAUUUUAAAAAAUAAAUUUGUAUUGUAA